Glycine soja is the source of this 1372-nucleotide messenger RNA. RefSeq lists its product as uncharacterized. The record is from RefSeq and is a predicted model, not a curated record. NCBI's taxonomy places the organism in Eukaryota, Viridiplantae, Streptophyta, Magnoliopsida, Fabales, Fabaceae. The transcript has a single exon. The coding region runs from base 138 to 1136 and encodes 332 amino acids.
GCUAUAAACCUUUGACACAUUCAUUGAUCCUCUUUCCAACACAACCUCCUCGUUGCUCAUCUUCACCGAACCAACCACCUCAACAAUUUUCCAAACCAAAACCUCAAUAGAGAGAAACAAAUUUUUCAGAGGCCAUCAUGGACAGAGAACAAGAAGAGAUGCAAUUUCUUGGGUUCUUUGACAUAUACAAAGAAGCCUCUAAGAUCAUACUUUCAUGGAGGAAAAUCUUCACCCAAAUCACCUCAACACUAAUCCUGCCUCUCUCCUUCAUCUUCCUAAUCCACAUGGAAAUCUCCAACCUCCUUUUCAGGAAGAUCCUCAUCAACGAAAUAGUCAUGGACGAAACAAGGCGUAACACACCCCAAUACAACAAGCUUGACCGCAUGAUCUCUUCUGAAUUGAUCACUCUUGUGCUCUUCAAAAUCGCAUACUUCACUCUUCUUCUCAUAUUCUCUCUCCUUUCUACCUCGGCAGUAGUCUACACCAUCGCAUCAAUCUACACCGCAAAAGAAGUGACAUUCAAGAGGGUCAUGAGUGUUGUCCCUAAGGUGUGGAAAAGGUUAAUGUUGACCUUUCUAUGUGCCUUUGCUGCUUUUUUCAUUUACAAUAUCGUGACCAUGUUGGUUAUGUUCUUGUCAAUAGUCACAAUAGGGAUAAGUAGUGGUGGGGUUGUGGUUUUGGUUUUGAUAACGGUUUUGUACUUCAUUGGGUUUGUGUACCUCACCGUGGUGUGGCAGCUAGCAAGUGUUGUGACCGUGUUGGAGGACUCGUGGGGGAUUCGAGCCAUGGCCAAGAGCAAGGAGUUGAUAAAGGGGAAGAUGGUUUUAUCCAUAUUCGUCUUUUUCACCCUUGUGGCUUCUUUUGUUUCCAUUAGGGUUUUGUUCAAGGUGAUGGUGGUUGAUGGAUGGAGGGUGAGUUCUGUGGACAAAACAGCAUAUGGGGUUCUCUGUUUCUUGCUCUUGUCUUGUUUGUUCCUCUUUGGGCUUGUUCUUCAAACUGUGCUCUACUUUGUUUGCAAGUCCUAUCACCAUGAGAAUAUUGACAAAUCGGCUUUGGCAGAUCAUCUUGAAGGGUAUAGAGGAGAGUAUGUUCCAUUGACAGCUAAGGAUGUUCAGCUGGAGCAAUACCAAGUUUGAUUAAUAAUUUAUAAUAUAGCUUGGAUAAAUUAUAUUGGUGAUGUGGUUAAUUAUAUCUGCUAUGGUUUCUUGAUGUCAUGAGAAAUAUCUUUUGUGUGUGAAAUUAAGGCAGGUAUGAUGAUGUGAAUUUGAUUACUCCAUCUCUAUAUGAUUAUGUAUUUAAUUUACUGUUUGAAAAUAGGAAUCUUUUGCAAAGGUAUUAAUUAAUGCUAUGAGAUGAGUUUAUUAUUUCAUCA